UUAGUUACUCGCGCAACGUCAAAGUAUACGGUACACUACGCUUAGCUUAAAGAAAAGCUUCUAUACUCUCCAUACGUUUUGUAGAAAAAUAUUUUCGGUCAAUAGAGAACAAUGGCUGCUAACAAAUUGAGCUGCACUUUGGCGAUCGGUGCCUUGCUGUGCCUGGGCUUGGUGGUUCUCAUUCAAGCGCAGGAUAAGCCAGUGACUGAUGUAUGCCUGGGUUGCAUCUGCGAGGCCAUCAGUGGCUGCAAUCAGACCAACUAUUGCGGCGCCGGAGUCUGUGGACUGUUUCGCAUUACCUGGGCCUACUGGGCGGAUGGCGGCAAGCUGACGCUAGGCAACGAUAGUCCUCAGUCCGAGCAGGCAUUUUCCAACUGCGUCAACGAUCCCUACUGCGCUGCCAAUACCAUACAGAACUAUAUGGUCAAGUUUGGUCAGGACUGCAAUGGCGAUGGACGUGUCGAUUGCUUUGAUUAUGCCGCCAUUCAUAAGCUGGGCGGCUAUGGCUGCACUGGUGAGCUGAGCUAUCAGUAUCAAACGGUGCUGGAUAAGUGUCUGAACACCUUCGGCAAUAGCAAUGGCAUUGAUGUGCGUACUACCGGUUAAAGCAACGCGUAGCGUAUGAGCAAUUUUAUAUCUUUAUUCUAUAUGUAUUUUUUAUUAUUAUUUAUGUGCGAUUUUUGAGUUGGAAUAUGCAUUUGUUUGAA
Messenger RNA from Drosophila busckii, 707 nucleotides. Its product is annotated as lysozyme. The record is from RefSeq and is a predicted model, not a curated record. Gene Ontology annotation, molecular function: lysozyme activity. Lineage: Eukaryota; Metazoa; Arthropoda; Insecta; Diptera; Drosophilidae. The transcript has 3 exons. The coding region runs from base 112 to 606 and encodes 164 amino acids.